GCGCGGUAAACGCAGGUUGGGACGCGCGCUUGAGCUGGAAAAAUACAUCAUCCACCCGAAUGAGCUCAUCGAUUAUUAUUCCAGACGAAACCUCGUUUAUUUAGCUUCUAAUAAAGAGCCAUAUAUCCGAUUCUGAAAAUGCCGAGUAAUAAGCUGGAUAAACCAGAGAAGGUGGAGGUGAGUGAUAAUGUGAAGGUGGUGGUGAGAUGUCGACCCCUCAAUGAGAAGGAGAAGAUGAUGGCACACAAGCAGGCCGUCGCUGUUGACGAGAUCCGGGGAACGAUUACUGUGAACAAACUUGAUAUGACUAGUGAGCCGCCAAAGACGUUCACCUUCGACACAGUGUUCGGUCCAGACAGUAAACAGCUGGAUGUGUACAAUUUAACAGCUCGACCUAUUAUUGACUCAGUAUUAGAGGGUUACAAUGGAACCAUAUUUGCAUACGGCCAGACAGGCACAGGGAAGACGUUCACUAUGGAGGGUGUCAGGGCAGUGCCUGAACUCAGAGGAAUCAUCCCAAAUUCAUUCGCUCAUGUAUUUGGUCACAUUGCAAAAGCAGAAGGAGACACCAGGUUUCUGGUAAGAGUUUCAUAUUUGGAAAUAUACAAUGAGGAGGUGAGAGACCUGUUAGGAAAGGACCAGAUGCAGAGGCUGGAGGUCAAGGAGAGACCUGAUGUAGGAGUUUACAUCAAGGAUCUUUCUGGAUAUGUGGUAAACAAUGCUGAUGACAUGGACCGGAUUAUGACCCUUGGACACAAAAACCGUUCUGUGGGAGCGACUAAUAUGAACGAGCACAGCUCUCGUUCCCAUGCUAUCUUCACCAUAACUAUCGAGUGCAGUGAGAAAGGUGUAGAUGGAGAUCAACAUGUGCGCAUGGGAAAGCUACACUUGGUGGAUCUUGCGGGCUCUGAAAGACAAGGAAAAACGGGCGCCACAGGUCAACGUCUUAAAGAGGCCACAAAAAUCAACCUGUCCCUGUCCACGCUGGGAAAUGUUAUCUCUGCACUAGUGGAUGGGAAAAGCACCCACGUGCCCUACAGGAAUUCAAAACUCACCCGACUCUUGCAGGACUCUCUAGGAGGAAACUCCAAAACCAUGAUGUGUGCAAACAUCGGCCCAGCAGAUUACAACUACGAUGAAACCAUCAGUACACUCCGUUAUGCCAACCGUGCCAAAAACAUCAAGAAUAAGGCCAGGAUUAAUGAGGACCCCAAGGAUGCACUGCUGCGGCAGUUUCAGAAGGAAAUUGAAGAUCUCAAGAAAAAACUGGAAGAAGGUACACCGCAUCAGUUUUUAGCUGUGUCAUGUCUUUGUCAGGGUUGCUCUUCAGGAUGUGACUCAUUGACUCUGUGUCAAUCACCAGUUUACAGGGAAAUGGAUGUAUUUCAGUGGGGGAGGAAGAAGGUGUCUCCUGACAAGAUGGUGGAGAUGCAAGCUAAGAUCGAAGAGGAACGGAAAGCACUGGAGGCCAAACUGGACAUGGAGGAGGAAGAGAGGAACAAAGCGCGUGCAGAGCUUGAGAAGAGAGAGAAGGAUCUUCUCAAAGCCCAACAGGAACAUCACUUAUUACUCGAGAAGCUGUCUGCUCUGGAGAAGAGGGUUAUUGUUGGUGGAGUUGAUUUAUUGGCUAAAGCUGAGGAGCAGGAGAAGCUUCUGGAAGAAUCCAACAAUGAACUGGAGGAGAGGAGGAAGAGGGCUGAGCAGCUCCGGAGAGAACUGGAAGAAAAGGAGCAAGAGCGCUUGGACAUCGAGGAGAAAUACACCAGUUUACAGGAAGAAGCUCAAGGCAAGACCAAGAAACUGAAGAAAGUCUGGACCAUGUUGAUGGCAGCAAAAUCUGAGAUGGCUGAUCUGCAGCAGGAGCAUCACAGAGAGAUCGAAGGUCUGCUGGAAAACAUCCGGCAGCUGAGCAGAGAGCUGCGGCUACAGAUGCUCAUCAUUGAUAACUUUAUUCCUCAGGAAUAUCAGGAGAUGGUUGAGAACUAUGUGCACUGGAAUGAGGACAUUGGAGAAUGGCAGCUGAAAUGUGUGGCCUACACAGGCAACAACAUGAGAAAACAGACACCUGUGUCGGACAAGAAAGAAAAAGAUCCAUUUGAAGUGGACCUGUCCCAUGUUUAUCUGGCCUACACUGAGGAGAGCAUGAGACAGUCCCUAAUGAAACUAGAAAGGCCUCGGACAUCAAAGAGUGGAAAGUCCAGGCCUAAAACUGGUCGUAGGAAACGUUCAUCCAAACCAGAGGCUGUGAUUGAAUCCCUGCUACAGUGAGCCUUUUGUGAGAUGAAGACCACCAUAUUUUGUGCAUUUUCAAGGCCAGUCCAGUAUAUAUCUUAGGAAAUACUGAUGAUAAGGCACUUUGACAUAAGUGGAUAUGAAAAUAAAUCAUGUGUUAAUAUGCGGGAACUCCAGAGCUGCUCCAAUGCUGGGUUUAGGUGAGGAUAGUUUGCUGUAAAAUGUCUGUUAACGAUAGCACUCCAAAAGGCACAUUUCACCUUUAACAUAAACACUGUUACUGUAUAUUCUGCUUUACACUGAUGGCUGGAGCGAGCAGGUUAUUAAUGCGACACAUGAGAUGAGCUUGCCGUCAGGGAAUAUGCUAUUGAGAAACUAAUCUAAUCUUAAUGUUUUAUACAGUUGGCAGCGUGCAAUUGCUUUAGCUCAAUGUACACAAGCUAUGCUACUUAAUUUUUUUUUUAUAGUGAGAAUGUGCAUGCCAUGUUUCCCUGGCUGUGGUGCCAUUAGCUCAAUUUACUCUAAUUGUGAUGUAUUUCCAUUGUGCACUGUAGUAAACCAUUAGUCUUAUGUAAACAUUUUUACAUUUGACUGUUUUCCCCCCCU
Sinocyclocheilus anshuiensis is the source of this 2838-nucleotide messenger RNA. It is a transcript of the gene kif3a, whose product is annotated as kinesin family member 3A. The coding region runs from base 139 to 2268 and encodes 709 amino acids. Gene Ontology annotation, molecular function: ATP binding; microtubule motor activity; microtubule binding. Lineage: Eukaryota; Metazoa; Chordata; Actinopteri; Cypriniformes; Cyprinidae. The record is from RefSeq and is a predicted model, not a curated record. The transcript has 17 exons. Gene Ontology annotation, biological process: microtubule-based movement.